Messenger RNA from Trichosurus vulpecula (common brushtail), 1207 nucleotides. RefSeq names its product atypical chemokine receptor 2 (gene ACKR2). The record is from RefSeq and is a predicted model, not a curated record. NCBI's taxonomy places the organism in Eukaryota, Metazoa, Chordata, Mammalia, Diprotodontia, Phalangeridae. The coding region runs from base 24 to 1139 and encodes 371 amino acids. Gene Ontology annotation, molecular function: chemokine receptor activity. The transcript has a single exon. Gene Ontology annotation, biological process: immune response; G protein-coupled receptor signaling pathway; chemotaxis. Gene Ontology annotation, cellular component: membrane.
GGAAAACCAACUUGCUCUCCAACAUGGCAGCCACCUUCCCUCCUGCCUCAGCUAUAUCAACUAGUCUUGAAAACACCAGCAUCUAUGACUAUUAUGACCUUGAUGAUUUCCUGGGUACAGUCUGUAGGAAGGAGGCCAUCUUGUCCUUUGGCAGAGUGUUCCUACCUAUCUUCUAUUCCCUGGUGUUUGUCCUGGGUCUGGGUGGGAACCUUUUCUUUUUCAUUGUCCUCCUCAACUCUGCCCGUAGAAGACAGGUAACUGAGGUCUACCUGAUGAACCUGGUUGUUUCUAACCUCCUCUUUGUCGUGACCUUGCCUUUUUGGGGGGCCUCUGUAGCCUGGCAUUGGAUCUUUGGGGAAGCCCUCUGCAAAAUCAUAUGUACCCUUUACACUGCUAGCUUCUACAGCAGCAUCUUCUUUAUUGGCUGCAUGAGUCUGGCUAAGUAUCUGGAUGUUGUCCAUGCUCAGACGCACCAUCACCUGUGGACACCAACAAAGAGCUGGCUCCUUUCAGGUGGGGUGUGGACAGUGGCCCUGGUGCUUUCAAUCCCUGACCUGGUCUUUGCUCAAGUGCAAGAAGGCCCUGGUGGCAUGCAGAGUUGUCAUCUGGACUUUGGAGACAAUGGGCUUGUAUGGAAGGUGCUUCUUCGCUUUAAGCAGAGUAUUCUAGGAUUUAUCCUCCCACUUUUUGCUAUGGUCUUCUUCUACACCCGAAUAGGCUGCAUCCUCACAGUCCUAAAACCUCGGGGUAGGGGCCGAGCCCUGUGGGCAGCUGCAGCACUGAUGGUGGCCUUCUUUGUACUGUGGUGUCCCUACAAUAUUACCCUGUUCCUGCACUCCCUGCAGGACUUACAGGUCCUCAAGGGCUGUGAAGUCAGCAAGCGUCUGGACUAUGCCCUUCAGGUGACAGAGAGCAUUGCUUUCACUCACUGCUGCCUCUCCCCUUUCCUGUAUCUCCUUGUCCACCAUCAGCUCAGGAAACACCUCAAAAAAGUUCUAGAAGCCAUCUUCAGAAGAUCCAGGGAUACCUCUGCUGCCCAUCCCUCCCAGACCAGUUAUUCCAGUAGUUAUUCCACAACCCAAGAAGAAAUGACCAGCACUGACAAUCGAGAAGAAAGCUUACAGGAUCAUGGAAUUUAGAGAAAGAAAAGAUCUUAGCUCUCAUUUAGUCCAACCUCCUCAUUUCACAAGUGAGAGAACUAGGACAC